AUGCUGCCCUGCUUGCGGUCCCCCGGGACACCAACCCUUUGGAAGGGACCUACGGGGGCUCAGCUGUGGCAGAGCAUUACCUCGGUGUUCCCGCUGUUCUCAGACCUGGCCACGGCCCCUCAGAAGGCUGGGCAGCCCGGAGGUGCCGACCUGCCUUUGCCCCUGCCUUCGGCGAGGGGGGCAGGCCUUCGGACUCCUCCUCCGGCCGCUCCGGCGCCUCCAAGUGAGCCCCGGGGGCACCCAGGCUGCGUGCCCUGCCCUACCUUCCCUUUCCUCUCCCCCUCCUUCUUCUAUCUAAAAAUGGGAGAAACGAGCCAGGCUGCGGGAUCAGAGCUGCCUUCCUCCCCCCGUCCUCCUCCUUCCCUCCGCUCCGGCUGCUCCCCGACGGUCGGGAACGGGACUCAGCGGCCCGGCCGGGACAUCACUGGGCUCGGGAUUCCUGAUGGGAUUAGUAGGGAUUUGCUGUGCGUGAGCCGGGAGCUGCUGGGUGCCACAGAUCUGGCUACCGUGCUGGGGGGAAGGCCGGGCUCUGGGCUGCGGGGUCGUGGGACUCUUAUUGCUCCAGGCGAGACAGCAAGCACUGAGACAGGGAUGCCUGGGUCAGGCUGCCAGGACAAGCAGCCUGAGUUGGGCCUUGGCCAGGGUAAAGCCUCACGCCACAGCCACGAGACCAGCCACAGGGAAGCCGGAUUGGAUGGGCUGGGUGCUGGGCAUGGCACAGUGCCGACUAGAACUGUGCUGAUCCCUCCUUCUUUCUCCCAGCACCUCACCUUCCCACUGCUGUCAGUCACCCUCUUGGUGUCCUUUGGCUCCUCCAUGCUCUAUGGCUACAACCUGGCUGUGGUGAACUCACCGGCGGUGCACAUAAAGGCUUUCUACAACACCACGUGGGCCCAGCGGUAUGGGCAUGGGCUGGCCCCUGGCCCUCUGACCCUCCUUUACUCCCUUACUGUCUCCAUCUUUGCCCUGGGCGGGCUGGUGGGCUCCUUACUGGUGGGGAUGCUGGUGGACCGAUACGGCAGGAAUGGCACACUGAGCCGCAGCACUUUCCUUGUCCUCCUGGCUGGUGGCUUCAUGGGCUUCAGUCGGCAGCUGGGGUCCCCUGAGAUGGUGAUCAUUGGCCGCUCCAUCACCGGGCUUCACUCAGGUAUCUGUCUGAGUGUGGUGCCCCUCUACCUGGGAGAAAUCGCCCCCAAGAACCUACGGGGUUUCCUGGGCCUUGUUCCCAGCAUCUUCAUCUGCCUGGGGGUUUUCUUUGCACAAGUCCUGGGCCUCCCAGAGCUGCUGGGCAAGGACAGAUUCUGGCCCCUUUUCCUGUCAGUGGUGGUCAUUCCUGCCUCCCUCCAGCUCCUGCUGCUGCACUGCUUCCCUGAGAGCCCACGGUACCUGCUGAUAGAGAGGAAUGAUGUCUGUGGGGCCACCAAGGCACUGCGCUGGUUCCUGGGGACACCUGAUGUGCAGGAUGUGAUCGAGGAGAUGAAGGAGGAGCAGCAAUCCCUCUCCUCUGUGAAGAUGGUCUCUGUCUGGCAGCUGCUGCGGGACCGCUCCGUCCGCUGGCAAACCCUCUCAGUGGUGGUGGUGAGCGCUGGCGUGCAGCUCUCAGGGAUUGAUGCUAUCUGGUUUUACACCAACACCAUCUUCGAGAAUGCCGGGAUCCCCGUGUCCCAGAUCCCCUACACCACGGUGGGCACUGGUGCCAUUGAAGUGGUUGCUGGGCUGGUUGGGUGCUUUACCAUCGAGAAGCUGGGCCGGCGGCCCCUCACCAUCACCGGGUUCUGCGCUAUGGGCAUCUGUUCAGCUGGCAUCACUGUCUCCCUGCUGCUGCAGACCACUGUGCCCUGGAUGCACUACCUUGCUGUCACCUCUGUGGUUGGCAUCAUCGCUGGCUUCUGCGUGGGACCAGCUGGUGUCCCCUUCCUGAUGACAGCUGAGCUCUUCACACAGUCACACCGUCCUGCUGCCUACAUCGUGGGGGGAUCCCUCAACUGGCUCUGCAACUUCACUGUUGGCUUUAUCUUCCCCUUCUUGCAGAUGUCUGCUGGUGCCUUUUGCUACCUGGUUUUCUGUGGCAUCUGCCUGUUGGUGGCUCUGUACGUCUACCUGGUCAUCCCUGAGACCAAGAACAAAACCUUCAUGGAGAUCAGCUACAUCUUUGCCACGCGCCGCUCCUUCCUCUCCAUCCCAAACCAGCUCAUUGGGAUGAUGAAGCUCAAUGGCUAUGGGGCCUUGGAGAGCAGCCCUCUGGAGGGAGCAGGGUCCAGCCUGCCCUGA
This is a messenger RNA of Dryobates pubescens (Downy woodpecker), 2271 nucleotides long. Its product is annotated as solute carrier family 2, facilitated glucose transporter member 9. The coding region runs from base 1 to 2271 and encodes 756 amino acids. The record is from RefSeq and is a predicted model, not a curated record. Gene Ontology annotation, biological process: monosaccharide transmembrane transport. Gene Ontology annotation, cellular component: membrane. NCBI's taxonomy places the organism in Eukaryota, Metazoa, Chordata, Aves, Piciformes, Picidae. Gene Ontology annotation, molecular function: hexose transmembrane transporter activity. The transcript is spliced from 13 exons.